AUGCUAAUGCCGGUUCAUUCCUACCUGACCAAACAGCUUUACAAGGCUCCCCCACCCAGUCUUCUGCAAAACCAUGUGGGAUUCAAUACAGACCCAAAUAACUACCUAAACAUUGCCUCCCAUGUCCUCAUCCUCACCCUCACAUUCUCCCUUCAGUUCCUGUUGCUGAAGAUUUUGUUCCCAGAGCUCCAGGUCUCUGCCAGCAGGCCAGACAAGCCCAUCCCGCUAACGCCUCCUGGAAGCCGGACGACCACUCCCUCUGGCUCCAGGAACAGCUUCCCCCCGCAAGGCUGGACAAGGGAAAUAGGCAGAUGUUUGGCACCCGGCAGCAGCAAUCAGGAUGUCAAUAAUCUCAGUGAAUGCCUAAGCAUUCAAAGCUGCCGGGCUUUCCUGCUCAUCAGGAAAUGGGACCAGCGGAGCCAGCAGCUGGCAGAAAUGGAGAGAGCCCUUGUCCAGCUGCACGGCCUCAAGAAGCUGGGGGUACUGAGGAGAAAGCUGUGGAUAGAAAAGGAGCAGCAAGUUGACAGCUAUUUCCAGGAGCGGGAGCGGGAGUGGGCAGAAGAGGAGGAGCGGCUUCAACGUCAGAAAAUGAGGCUCAGGGACAGGAAUCAGAGAGACCCGCAGUCCCGACCCAGACCUUCCCAAUUCCCCAAAUCAAGAUUCCCUCCCCUUUAG
This is a messenger RNA of Alligator sinensis (Chinese alligator), 675 nucleotides long. RefSeq lists its product as uncharacterized. The coding region runs from base 1 to 675 and encodes 224 amino acids. NCBI's taxonomy places the organism in Eukaryota, Metazoa, Chordata, Crocodylia, Alligatoridae. The transcript is spliced from 5 exons. The record is from RefSeq and is a predicted model, not a curated record.